Molecule: messenger RNA, 1981 nt
Organism: Oreochromis aureus
Lineage: Eukaryota; Metazoa; Chordata; Actinopteri; Cichliformes; Cichlidae
Product: cytochrome P450 2K4-like
Exons: 9
Coding region: 116-1636 (506 amino acids)
Biological process (GO): xenobiotic metabolic process
Cellular component (GO): intracellular membrane-bounded organelle; cytoplasm
Molecular function (GO): oxidoreductase activity, acting on paired donors, with incorporation or reduction of molecular oxygen, reduced flavin or flavoprotein as one donor, and incorporation of one atom of oxygen; heme binding; iron ion binding
Source: RefSeq, a predicted model, not a curated record
UCGGUGCGUCAGUGUUGCUGGACCCAUCACUACCAAAAAUUAACUUUACCCAAGAGUUUUCAGGACUUGCCUCUUCAAUUCAAACAACACAUUUUGGAUAUUUUGUUUGAAGGUCAUGGGGAUAAUAGAUGUUGUUUUUACUCAGUUGACAAACUCUGUCUUCUUAGUAUGUGUUGUGACAGCGCUCCUGCUCAUCUUCUUCAUAGCUUCUUCAAUCUUCAGUUCCCAAAGAAAUGGAAAGGAGCCUCCAAGACCCAGAGCAGUUCCUUUGGUUGGGAAUCUGCUGCAGCUGGACCUCAAAAGACUGGAUAACUCAUUAAUGGAGUUAUCCAGGAAAUAUGGAUCAGUCUUCACUGUCUAUCUGGGACCAAAAAAAGUGGUGAUUCUGGCAGGAUACAAGACGGUGAAGGAGGCACUUGUUGACUAUGAUGAAGUGUUUGGAGACAGAAUUUCAUUGAAGGUUUUGGAUGAUUAUAGCCAAGGACAUGGGCUCUUGUGGUCCAACGGUGAAACCUGGAAGGAAAUGAGGCGCUUUGCACUGACUAAUCUGAGAGACUUUGGGAUGGGCAAGAGAGCAUGUGAGGACAAAAUAAUUGAGGAAUGUCAACACCUGAUUGACAUUUUUGAGAAUUUUAAAGGAGAAGCUUUUGAUACAACCCAUCCAAUUAACUGUGCAGUCUCUAAUAUUACCUGCUCCAUUGUCUAUGGCAGCAGAUUUGAAUAUAAUGAUCCUGAAUUUACAUCGAUGAUAGAUCGAGUGAAUAGAAAUGCUAAAAUUCUGGGCUCUCCUUCAAUACAGCUGUACGACAUGUUUCCAUCACUCUUCAAGUGGACUGCUGAUAGGAAGGAAUUCUGCAAACUGACUGAUGCCAAUAUGAAACAAAACAGAGCCAUCUUCAGUCGUUUAAAAGAGACUCUGAAUCCACAGGUCUGCAGAGGCUUUGUGGACGCCUUUCUGGUCCGCAAGCAGAAUCUCGAGGCAUCAGGGAUUACCAACAGUCACUUCCAUGAUGAUAACCUUUUGAUAACAGUCAUGAAUCUGUUUGCUGCCGGCACUGAGACAACAUCAACUACAUUGAGAUGGGGACUUCUGCUUAUGGCCAAGUAUCCAAAGAUCCAGGAUGAGGUCCAGGAGGAGCUGAGGAGGGUCAUAGGAGACCGACAGGUGCAGGUUGCUGACAGGAAAAACCUGCCCUUCACUGACGCCGUCAUCCAUGAGACACAGAGACUGAGCAGCAUCCUCCCCACUGCACUUCCUCAUAAAACCACCCGAGACAUCACUUUUCAGGGUCACUUUAUCGAGAAGGGAACCACAGUGUUUCCUCUCUUGAUAUCUGUCCUGCAUGAUCCAAAUGAGUGGGAGAGGCCACACAGCUUUUAUCCUGCUCAUUUCUUGGACAAAGAGAAAAAGUUUGUCAAGCGAGAUGCCUUCAUUCCCUUUUCUGCAGGUCGCAGGAUUUGCCUGGGAGAGAGUCUGGCCAGGAUGGAGCUCUUCCUCUUCUUCACCACCCUCCUGCAGCAUUUUCGUUUCACUCCUGCACCUGGAGUUUCAGAGGAUGAAUUAGAUCUGACUCCAGCUGUGGGUUUUACUCUCAGCCCUUCGAUUCACAAAUUAUGUGCUGUUUCCCAAAUGUGAGGAAGAGAUGGUCUUUACAAGCUUUCAGUCAAUUUUAAGCAGAAUAUUUCCUUCUGUCCUUUUGUGUCCUUUAUUUCAGAGUCACUGAUUUACAAAAUGUUUAGUUCAUUUGUUCCUUUAGUUUCAAAUUAAUUUUAUUAGCCCAGUCUCAUGUAGGUAAAGAUGUCAUAUCUGCGUGUUGGCUUUAGAAUAGUCUCUGAAUAGCUGUCUGUAAAGUUUUGAUUGACAAUAAAGGCAGAAUGUUUUGAUUACUUAAAAAAGCUACACCAGCACAUGUCUCACUCUCUCACUUGCUUUUAAGCUGCAACAUGUUAAACAUUUUCCUCCACAAUAAAGAUCAAAUGC